AUGCCUCACGCUACAAACACUGAGUAUCACCACAUACAGCUGAAGAAGCUAGCACCCACCUUCGCUGCCGAGGUCACCGGCGUUGAUUUCUCCAAGCCGGUGGAGAAAGAGGUCUUCGACGAGAUACAUCGUGCCAUCGUGGAUUACGGGGUGCUCGUCUUCCGCAAAGCCAGUCUCGACGAUGCCCGCCACGUUACCUUUGCCGCCUUAUUUGGCGAGCUAGACGAUGUUAAGCCUUACCUCGCGAUGGGCCGCAAGAACAGAUUCCCCUUCGACGAGCUGUUCGACGUGUCCAACCAAGAGGAUGACGGCUCGCUUGUCAAGCUUGGCAGCAAACGGCACCACAUGGGUCUGGGCAACUCGAUAUUCCACGUCGAUUCGAGUUUCAAUCCGCGGCGAGCAGGCUACAGUCUUUUGCGCGCCCACCAACUUCCACCGAGAGGGCACGGCGGCAAUACCGAUUUCGCAGACACCAGAACGGCAUUUGUCGAAUUACCUGAAGACCUCAGGAAAGAUCUCCUUGAGAACGAAUACAUCGGCGCCCACAGCUUGAUGCAUUCCAGGAAGAAAGCGGCACCAAAAGACAGCGAAUGGCUUCGGGACAUCGAUCCGGAGAAGUAUCCUUAUGGGCGUCACGACAUCGUCCAGACCCAUAGGCCUAGCGGCCGCCCGAAUCUCUACAUCGCCAACCACAUGCAUCAUUUGGAGUAUAAGAAGCCCAGAUCCGCCAGCUUCACUCCCACAAAAGAGCAGCCGUACGAGCGUGUGCCACAGCCACAGGGCACGGAACUCAUUGAACGAUUGCUCGCUCAUGCUUCGCAGCCCAGGUAUGUCGUCAGCGUGGAAUGGGAAAACGAAGGAGAUCUCAUAGUUUGGGACAAUACCUGCGUCAUGCACAAGGCCGGCGAGGGCACCUUUAUGGAGAAAUAUGCUCGGGACAUGAGGAGAUGCACAGUACAUGACGGCAGUAUCGAUGCGUGGGGUCAUAAUGAGAGGACGACGAAGAGGAUGGGGUUGCCGUGA
Molecule: messenger RNA, 1023 nt
Organism: Cladophialophora yegresii CBS 114405
Lineage: Eukaryota; Fungi; Ascomycota; Eurotiomycetes; Chaetothyriales; Herpotrichiellaceae
Product: alpha-ketoglutarate-dependent 2,4-dichlorophenoxyacetate dioxygenase
Exons: 3
Coding region: 1-1023 (340 amino acids)
Molecular function (GO): oxidoreductase activity
Source: RefSeq, a predicted model, not a curated record